This is a messenger RNA of Capsicum annuum, 984 nucleotides long. Its product is annotated as pseudo histidine-containing phosphotransfer protein 6. Gene Ontology annotation, molecular function: histidine phosphotransfer kinase activity; protein histidine kinase binding. The coding region runs from base 238 to 711 and encodes 157 amino acids. The transcript is spliced from 5 exons. Gene Ontology annotation, biological process: cytokinin-activated signaling pathway; phosphorylation; phosphorelay signal transduction system. NCBI's taxonomy places the organism in Eukaryota, Viridiplantae, Streptophyta, Magnoliopsida, Solanales, Solanaceae. The record is from RefSeq and is a predicted model, not a curated record. Gene Ontology annotation, cellular component: cytoplasm; nucleus.
CCAUACCAUUUACUGUUACUCCCAUUUUUGCUAAACGUACACUACUCCCCUCACCACCCCUCAAAUAACAAACUACACACACUCCUAUAUCGAAAGCAACUCCCCUUAACCCCCACAUUUAGUAACUACUAAUAAAGACCGAACAGAACAGAACAUUAUUAUUAAUUCACUCUUAUAUUCAUAAGUUGGUCUUUUUCUCAUUUACAAAAAGCAGCCAAAACGGGUCUACCUUUGUGGAUGCUUGGCCUCGGCGUUGAACGCUUGCGAGCCGAUAUGAAUCGCUUGCUCGCGUUACUCUUCCAUCAGGGAGUAUUGGACGAGCAAUUUUUGCAGCUGCAACAGCUACAAGAUGAGUCCUCACCCAAUUUCGUCUCUGAAGUUGUGAACAUCUACUUCCAAGAGUCCGAAAAGCUCUUACGAAAUCUCAGAUCUUUGCUAAUGGACAGAGAGUUUUCGGACUACAAGAAAAUGGGAGUGCAUUUGAAUCAGUUCAUAGGAAGCAGCUCAAGCAUUGGUGCAAAAAGAGUCAGAAAUGUCUGUGUCGCCUUUCGUGUUGCUUCAGAGCAGAAUAACCGACUUGGAUGUUUGAGAGCUUUAGAGUUGCUUGAGCAUGAAUACUGCUAUCUCAAGAACAAACUUCAUGAACUUUUCCAGAUAGAGCAGCAAAGGCUGCUAGCAGCUGCAGUCAGGUACCCAGUGCAGCAGCACUAAGACAAAACAGCAAACAAAGUGGAGGCAAAUGAGAUAUCGCCAAAAUUAGACCUUUUGUUUUUGUUCUAUCAUUUAGCUAUAGGCUGGUCGGGCCCUUCCGUGGACAGCAGGCCUUUAGUGCAGCUGCUUUUUUUCUUCUUCUUCUAACUUAUGAGAUAUGGAGGGGGAAAUGGACUUAAGCUAGGACUCAUGUUGUGGUAGUUUUUGAAUGAAGUGUGUGUAAAUUGUGAUUCUGGAAUUUAAGUUUGGAGAUUCUGCUUUAAUGACUUCCCU